Exophiala oligosperma is the source of this 526-nucleotide messenger RNA. RefSeq lists its product as uncharacterized. Gene Ontology annotation, molecular function: protein tyrosine phosphatase activity. The transcript has 2 exons. The record is from RefSeq and is a predicted model, not a curated record. Gene Ontology annotation, cellular component: cytoplasm; nucleus. NCBI's taxonomy places the organism in Eukaryota, Fungi, Ascomycota, Eurotiomycetes, Chaetothyriales, Herpotrichiellaceae. Bases 8 to 514 code for a protein of 168 amino acids.
AAUCACCAUGACUACCACACAAGAUUCGACGACGAAAGAACAACCAUGGCAUGCGUCAUUCCCCGCUCCGAGAACCACCGAACCUCAAGUCGUCAAGAGGGAAGACUUGUUGGCCAUGUUCAAGUCUGGAAACAGGAGAGCAGGAAGGGAUUUCUUGUUGGUGGAUGUAAGGAGGAAUGAUCAUGAAGGUGGCACAAUUCACUCAUCACUCAACCUACCAGCUCAAUCUUUAUACCACAGUUUACCAACUCUUUACACCCUCGCCACUUCGACCGGUGUACCUCUGGUGAUAUUUUAUUGUGGAUCUUGUGGUGGGAGGGGACCUCGUGCUGCGGGUUGGUUUGCAGAUUAUAUUGAAGACCAGACCGCGACAAAACCAAGUGAUACGUCUUCCACGGUACAAAGUGCAAUUCUACAAGGUGGUGUUAAAGGAUGGGUGGCAGGUGGUGAAGAAUAUAUCAAAUAUAUGGAUGGAUUCGAAAAGGGUGUAUGGGAAAAGACAACGACGACAUAACUUGAUUACCCU